Molecule: messenger RNA, 6087 nt
Organism: Coregonus clupeaformis (lake whitefish)
Lineage: Eukaryota; Metazoa; Chordata; Actinopteri; Salmoniformes; Salmonidae
Product: lissencephaly-1 homolog A
Exons: 12
Coding region: 719-1951 (410 amino acids)
Molecular function (GO): protein binding
Source: RefSeq, a predicted model, not a curated record
ACUUAUUAAGUAAAAUUAGAGUAGUUUUCAGUGGGUGUAUGCAAGAAUGUAUUUUUUUCAAAGUAUGGCUGUGAUCAAAGGCGUACGCGCGCGUCGCUGUCAGUUUGCGAACGCAAGCGCGUCCCCGAUUCCGAAGGCGGCACGAAAAAACAAGGAUUGCUAGAGAGAAAAGUCGGCAUACUUUAACCUCGAGAUCAGAAGGACCUUAUUUUGGAACGAAAAACACGUCCUCUUGGCUUGUAUAACUGUCCGAACUGGCGAAGGAUCUUCAGGAAAAGCUAUAGGCAGGAUCCGUUGCUAUGCAGUCCUCCUCCCCGAAUGUAUCAUUUCAUCUUGGCCAGACCAGAGCUUGGCUACACCUGUAAGGAUUGCUGCACCAGCUGAUGCAACCGAAAUGAGGGGAUUGUUUUAGCAGUGGAGCUUCAAUUAAUAACUUGAUGCAGUUUAGAACUGACUGGUAACCCUUCUGCAGGCGUUCCUCUCGUCUCGUUUUUGGAGCCAGAGCUUUUGGGGGGCAGAGUCCUGCGUUAGUGGCAGAGCCUCCAUCCCCCAGUUAGCCGGAGUCGUCAUUGUGCAUCGGAACACUGUCGCUGUCGGAAGUGUGUGUCUGGUGUUGGUUGGAUUGAACUGAUCUUCUGACCGGGGAAACCGCAGCAGCUGCAAGCCACGCCCUCUGCUCGACCACCCCUGGCCCCGCCUACAUCUCCCUGCCUCCACCAUGGUGCUGUCACAACGGCAACGAGACGAGCUAAAUCGAGCGAUAGCUGAUUACCUUCGUUCCAAUGGAUAUGAAGAGGCAUAUUCAACUUUCAAGAAGGAGGCAGAAUUAGACGUGAAUGAAGAGUUGGAUAAGAAGUAUGCUGGCCUUUUGGAAAAGAAAUGGACCUCAGUCAUCAGAUUACAAAAGAAGGUGAUGGAGCUGGAGUCGAAGCUGAACGAGGCCAAGGAGGAGAUCACCCUAGGUGGGCCCGUAGCCCAGAAGCGUGACCCCAAAGAGUGGAUCCCUCGCCCGCCGGAGAAGUACGCACUGAGCGGCCACCGCUCCCCUGUCACGCGCGUCAUCUUCCACCCAGUCUUCAGUGUCAUGGUGUCAGCCUCCGAGGACGCCACAAUAAAGGUGUGGGACUAUGAGACAGGAGACUUUGAGCGGACGCUGAAGGGUCACACAGACUCUGUCCAGGACAUCUCCUUUGACCAGACUGGCAAGCUGCUGGCCUCCUGCUCUGCAGACAUGACCAUCAAGCUGUGGGACUUCCAGGGCUUUGAGUGCAUCAGGACCAUGCAUGGACACGAUCACAAUGUUUCGUCCGUAGCCAUCAUGCCCAAUGGAGAUCACAUAGUAUCUGCCUCGAGGGACAAAACCAUUAAAAUGUGGGAGGUGGCCACUGGCUACUGUGUGAAGACGUUCACGGGCCACAGGGAGUGGGUGAGGAUGGUCCGGCCAAACCAGGACGGCACCCUGAUCGCCAGCUGCUCCAACGACCAGACGGUGCGUGUGUGGGUUGUGGCGUCCAAAGAGUGCAAGGCCGAGCUGCGGGAGCACGAACACGUGGUGGAGUGCAUCUCCUGGGCCCCCGAGAGCGCCCAUCCCACCAUCUUGGAGGCCACCGGCUCAGAGUCUAAGAAAAGUGGUAAGCCGGGCCCCUUCCUGCUGUCUGGCUCCAGAGACAAAACCAUCAAGAUGUGGGACGUCAGCAUUGGGAUGUGCCUUAUGACACUGGUUGGCCAUGAUAACUGGGUGCGCGGGAUGCUUGUCCACCCCGGAGGCAAGUUCAUAUUGAGCUGUGCUGACGACAAGACCUUAAGGAUCUGGGACUACAAGAAUAAGCGUUGCAUGAAGACCCUGAGUGCCCAUGAACACUUUGUUACCUCUCUGGAUUUCCACAAGAAUGCUCCGUAUGUCGUCACCGGGAGCGUAGAUCAAACAGUAAAAGUGUGGGAGUGUCGCUGAUCCGAUCAGACCUGAGAAGAUCGGACCACCACCAUCCCAAUUACCCCCUCUCCUCCCACCCCACCCCCUCUAGACCUCAUUCCACCCCCCUACACCCCACCUCACACCAUCUCCUUCAUCUCCUCUGGCUACACUCACACACCAUGGUUAAUACCUUAUCCUGUCAUCACGCUCUCUGGUCCAAUAACUAUGGUCCUUUUUAUGUACAUUAUUCUGGAUGUAGAUUGAGCUAUUAAAUGUUACACAGCAAAAAAAGUAUUCUUGCAUGGUGAUGAUUAAUCCAAAAUUGUAUACUGUAAAUUUACAUGAUAACGUUGUCUAGAAGUACCAUAGGUUUAACAUGGGCGGGGCUGGCUAAGUCUGUCACUUGCAGCCUUACCUACCUACUUACUGAAGGCAGAUGUUUUUUUUGUGUGCGUCACAAAUGGCACCCUAUUCCCUAUAUGGUGCAAUACCUAUGACCAGGGCCCAUGUGCCCUGGUCAAAGGUAGUGCACUAUACAGGGAAUAGGGUGCCUUUUGGGACGUACUCUUUGACUGGGUGUAAAACGUAGGGCACUAACACUGAUAAUUUAAAAAACGACAGUGUCUUUACGUUUCAGAUUUAUUAUUUUUGUCCGCCUAUUUUUAUUUUCUUUAUAUUAUUUUCUCUCUCCUUUUCACUGUUGUAGUCUGUUUGUCGGUGACCUUUUGAGGAGGAAAAACAACAAAAGGAAAAGUAUAAUCCCUUGAUGCCGGAGGAUAUGAGAUUGUCUGUCUGUGGGGGUUUUGUUAUUGGAAUAAUAUGUAGCUUUGUAACAUCACUUCUGAAGUGUGCAUACCAUUUCUCUUCAUGUGGAACUAGAUAAUAUAUUAAUGGCUGCAUAUACGAAUGUUUCAAACUGUUGUCUAUCUUCGGACAUCUGGGGGUUGAGAAAACAAAACAGCUUUGUACUCUUGUCAUGACGACGCGUCCUAAACUGAGAAGCAAAACCACUCCUGAUAGACUUAGAAUUAUCCUAUCCAAUGAAUUAAUUAUGUUUAUUGAAUCAGAACCUUUCUCUUUUGGCAUCUGAAUGAAUUAACCUGGCUAGGCUGCGCACCUGGCGCCCUUAUUUCAGUUGGUUAGCAUUUAGGCUAAAAACUCAGUGGACUGAUAGCUUUCAGGUUAGCAUUUAGGCUAUAUGAGGCGAUAGCGGGAGGUUACGCCUCCCUGAAACGCUGCUCCCUGUCUGUUCGGCCCGGUACUGGUUCUUAUGGUUGGCCUCAACUGAUCAGGCGAGCGCCUCUGCCUUUCUCUAGCACUUGGCCCUUUAGUAGCAGACUUCAGGUAUCACUUCUUUUAAUCUCAAGCACUUGAAAAGAAGGACCUUUAGGUGUCUCCCUCCCUCUGUAAGAUGUCUCACUGAUGUCUCAAGUCUAACCUGAGUGAUUUCCAUUGGACUCAACUGAACCCUCUCCCUUUUUCUAACCAUAUGACGAAUCAGGUGUCGGCUGGGUUUUAUUGUCCCUUGUACUACAGGAAUCAUGUAAGCGAUUUGAUGCUCAGUUGGCCAUUGUCUUGUGCUGCUUGCUUCUAUGGACUGUGUAAAUUAGGGAGGGCAAGCUUAAGCCUUAGCUUUGGAUGAAAUAUGCAAGUUCCAAAUGAGUCGGACUCAGUCGGAGAGACGUCGUCAUACCAUGACAAGAAGUCAAAGUUGCCCCUCAGGUUUUGGGAUGUGCAAAAUAUCUCCUGGGAAAAAGAACAAUAAUUGAGAGGUAAUAAAGCUGUUUCUGUGGUGGACAAAGACAUGUAAACCAAAGCUUUUUACUGAGCUGUGGGUAAGUGUCCAAAUCUGUGUUUCCACUGAACUGACUGGUGAACUAUCGGGGGGAUUCAUGGUGAAAUGGUGAAAUAAAAUGCUAGCAGUAGACAUGCUAAUGAAUGCUUGUGCUCUCUGUACAGUAGAGGUCUGAUGGUGGUAGUUAUUGUAAAGGGAUCUUCACCCCUAAGACUACAUACAGCAGCUCCCUUGCCACAGACCGGCUUUGGUCUUGGGCUAGGCCUACUAGGAUGCGCUUGUGCACAGGAGAGUACUUAGACGCUUUUCCUAGUGAAGAGCUCUUGGGUCGAAACUCCACAGGACCGACUCUCUAACACAUUGCAGUAGUCUCCUGGUUGGCAGGGACAUCUUUGUCCUAUUCUGUUCAUGUUAAUGAGCUAGGAGGCUGAAGAAAUAAUGAAAUAUGACAAUUGGAACUCAUUGUAAUCUAACCAAAUCCCUCCAUGACAAUGGAGACCAACCAUUCCGUCCUACCCCCCCCCAAAAAAAAUAAAAAUAAAAUAAACAUCUGGCUUCUUCUUACUCUGCAGCAGGCAGAAAAAUCAUAUCUUGCGUAUCCCUGCUUUUCGUUAGAUCUUUGGUCCUUUGUCCGACUGACGAUCGAAGAUGUAAGACAUUUUAAAAUACUUAAUUAUAAAAUGCAUAAACAAGAUAUACUUUUUUUUUAUCAGCCUUUUUCCAUUCCGAUGCAAUUCUUUAAUAAUAAAGAAUUCCACUUGUUUAACUGAUAUUAGUUUAAGCUUCUUUGCUGAAUAACUUCCUGUUCCUCUUCCUGUGUGUGUUUGAUUGGAUGUAGCUAGCUGCUGCUGUUGACCUCUGAACCCUCUGAUAGUGGCUAGUGUGAUGAACCCUGUGACCUUUGACCUGUCGACAAUAGCACUGCUGCAUGUACCCCUGUUGUACCAGAGGCUGAGCUGUCUGGUCUGGUGGCCUUUCUGGUUCAAGUGCUAUGAUGUAAGCCACUCAACACUCAGGCCGAGUCUGAAAUUGCACCCUAUUCCCUAAAAUAGUGCACUUCAGACACAGACUCAAUCAGUCACAGGCCACCCCGCUAAGCUGUCAAAGGCUAGUCGGUCCACUUGACAUUUAUAUACUGUAAAAAGAGCGAGAAGUAGGAUAAGAGAACUCCAUCUCUUACGAGAAUGGGUUGUACCCUUAUUGUCUCUUACCAGUAAGCGGGUGUAUUGUCCCUGUGUAUCUAUGUAUGUAUACUGUGUAUUUUGCAUAAUGACUUUUCAAUGACACCAGACUCUACCAGACAGGUCGGCUCAGGCUGGCUUGAUGGCUGCAGACAGACCGCUCUGUACUUAAUGUGGUUGUUUGUUUGUUUGUUGCUGUUGGAAGGAGGACAGAUCUGUAAAUGAAUGAACUGGCUCCUUCCUUCCUCUAUAUGCGAUGGGAUUGCGGCAGACUAAACAUGUUAUGAGAGAAAAGAAUCCUCCCCUUGAGAGAAUACCACUUAUGCCUCCUCUAGACUAGAGACCCCCAUGCAUUUAAUCAGACCCAGACUGGUCUUUCUCCAAGCUGCUUUCUCUGUCAGUCAGAGGGAGGGAGAGACUUUGAUUGGAGAGUCGGCGUGCGUUCAUUCCGUUACACCAUACACCAGCCAUCGAUAGGACAAUUGGACAUGGUGGUGCUGAUGCACCAUAAAACGUGUUUUAGCUGAAGCCCAAAAAAUUUAACUGUAGUAGGACAUUCUGGUUUAGCUUCAGCAUUCAGAUGUCCUGAUCUGUUCUGUUCUCAAUGCUAGACUGUUAGCUUCCUGAUUUAAGCCGAUUCUCUCUUGAUUGGCUAAAUUCAGGAUUAUGAUCUCAGGUUCCUUGGGUGUAAAUUCUAAACUAGGCCUGAAGUGAACCUAAAUGGAUAUUAGACUUGACUCUUAUUGAAAACUCAGCUUUCCCUUUCUUGGGUUAGACAAGGAAGGUCUAUAAACAAAUUGUCGGGAGGGAGAAUGUGUUUCUCUCCUUGUAAUAUAGUUGUCAUUGAAUGAAUGCUUUACAUAACUGUGCUGUUGUACCUACCCUGUGCCCUGUGAAAAUAAAUCAAUUUUGCCAUUUGCAGGUCCCAAGCAACCCCUAUGCUGCACUGGCUAGGUGGAUCAGAGGGACUGGCAGACAAGCUUGCACUGUCUGUUGGUCCUUCCCCCCAGUCUCAAGUCCAUCUGUCUGCUAUAAUCUGCCUUGUGAAUAGAUUGAGGGCUUCAGACUUCUUCACAGCUUGAACAGGAUUUAUUGUUUUGCUUUCAACGUCUUUCUCACUCUUCACAGCAAAAUUGUUAACAAAAUAUCUGGAUGUCAUUAUUGUUUGCAUCAUUAAUUAAAGAAAAAUCAGUAAA